AUGGGAGGUACGCAUGAGCACCAGCGGCAGUGUGUUCCGUGGAGGAGGCCGCCAUGGAGGAGCACGUUGAUUGCGCAGGUUCUGCUCUUCGUUGCGCUUUAUGGUGCGCUCAGCAUUGGGAGGACUCAGAUGCCUCGAAGCGGAGACGAGGAGAGCGGCUACAUAAGUAUGACAAGCAGACACCGCGACCUGUACUUCAUUAGCGUGGGGGGAGGCUCGAGACCUCGCGACCAGCAGAUGCAGCUCCUCCGGCAGGUCUAAGCUCCUCGGACUUGUAUUACUAUUUAUGUGUUUCUGAUAUGAGAUGUAUGAUUCUCAGUCUCGUUUCGUUUAUUUUAGUUUAGUUGACUUUCAAAUAUCUUCUGAUUUCCGGCAGGAGACUCUUUUCUGCUUUAAUUGCUGCUUUCUUUUGGUAUAGUGGGUUUUGACACUUUCCUCCUUUUUUUUCUUUUCUGAGUAAGAUGGAAAACAUUGCGAGAACGUUCAAAGUGGAGUUCGUAGUGAAUCUCAGUGAGCUGGGGAAGAAGGAUCCACUCGUACAGAAUGUAAGCUCUCCAUUUCAAGCAUUCAGAGAUUCUGAAUCUGAAAGGCUUUUUUGAUGAUUAUCUAUGGCGUGCCUGGUGAAAAUCAAAACCGCACACAAUCUAAUCUCUUAGUCAAAUAUUUUGGGUUGAAUUCUUUGCUAUUAUCUGCUUGUGCAUAAUAAUCACGCAUAUCUAGAUGAAAUCAUACAUUGAAACCGAAACGUACCAUGUAAUCGAAUAUCAUGGAUCUAAUGUUUUAUUACGGACUAAAUAAUAUGGAUUUUAUGCCUAAUAGUUACAGGGGAUCCAGUAGAAAUUAUAGAUAAUAACGGAACUAAUUACCUUAUCACAUAUUAUAUAUUGGGUUUUUAAACAAUUGCAAUUUUGUCCUUCCAGGUCUCAUUUUAUUUCCCACAUCUGAGGGUUCCGUGGUAAGUCACUCCCUUGCCAAGGAGAGCCUAACGUUUCCUUUGAAUCAGAUUCUCAACCCAUGCUCAUAAGAACGAGAAAACUUGUGCUUCUUCGGUCUUAAAUAGGCAUGUAUGGCUUGCUUUUAGGUAUGCUACUUCAGUUUCAUCAGAAAGAGGAAGUGCUUGUUUCUUGAGGAAAAUUAAAUCGCCUCGCGGCCACACAUUAGAUCUCAUCGGAUUGGAUACCGGAUUGUGGCAGGUAACCAAUCAACCAACAAAUAUGCUGGUAUACUAUACUAAAUCUUAUUUUCUCUGGAUGUCAUAGUUUUUUUUCGUGGUGAAGUCCCAUAAAAGGAAUUCAGUCAUAUGUAGCGCAGCUUUUUCUCUGACUGUAGAUAAUAUACGGCCAGUUUUUCGCAAAAAAAAUCAUUGAAGGAGGAGAUGAUGGCCAUGUUCUUCCCCAUGUUCCUUGUAUCCAAAGUUUUCCAUAAGAAGCUAACAUCAUAAUGGAAUUUCAAAGUAUUUUGCAAAACACAAUCUCUAUGAUGUUUACGUUGAAGAUCUGAGUAAAUGACGAUGAAACAGGACCUUCGUGUGACGAUAAAACUUCCUUGGUGUAUCUACUAUUUUACUAUUCAUUAUGUUAAUUCCGAUUAUUUUAUGCCCGAUUGCCACAAACAUACAUGUACAAGAAAUAAAACGAAUUAACCCCAUUUAGAUGUUGGUAUUUUUAUUUUUUCGUUUUAUCUUUUUUUAUACAUAAAAUAAAUUGACCCAAGAUCUUCUAAUCUCCCCUCAAAAUGAUUAGGAAUCAGGCCCGGGCAGUCCAGGCUAAAUUCCACAAUCCUUGUUGAUUACUAAAUAUUAAUGAAUAUUCCAAUGAUUAUCACCUCUCGUGCUACAAACUUAAACUCGGGAGAGUUUUGCUUUUUCUGGCUCCAAGAGUUUUAUAUCAUAAUCAUACACUCAUUAUCUCUCUAGAAUCCACUGGGUUGUUGUCCAAAGUGACCAAAAUACCCUGAAUUUAAUAUCGAAUAACCUCUAUAAAAAUAUUAAAUAAAAAUGAUCUGCCUACUAGAAAACUUUUAAACUACCUGCCACAAGACCAAACAAAAGUGCUAUUUUAUUCUCUAUUUUUUUUAUGCAGAAGCUACAUAUUUACCUGCAGUGGUACCUUGAAAUUUUUUUGGCCUCCAUUUCGCAUAAGAUUUCAGGUUAUUUUUAUUUUAUUUUAUUUCCUAAAACGGAAAUUAUUGUGGAUCUCUAUUUCUGAGAAUGAGUAAGAUUAAUCAACCAUAGUGAAAUAAGUCAUCUUCCAUCAUUGCUUCUCACAAGUGAUUUUCUUGGGAACUUGAAGGCUUCUUCGUGCAGUGAAGAUCUAAUGAAGCAACAGCGUUGGCUUGCCAGAACUUUAGCAGCGAUAGACAGCACCUGGUAUGGAACGAAUUUCUUGAUCGGUUUUUUUUCCCAUUUUUUUUUCUUGAAUUGGAAAUAAAAUAAAAUCCACCUUCUUUUCUCUUGAUUUCAGUUCAUGUCGGAAACAUUCUCCCCCCCCCUCUGUUUCCACCUUCUUGGAUCAUUCCUGUUUGGGAAAUGAACCCAUAUCCCAACCACCAUAUAAUCAGAUGAUUUCCGUACCACUUUGGUCAGCGGAUCUGUUCUGGGCCAGAAUCACAUCGAAGAUUUCCACAGCUUUGAGCUCAUUUUUGGUUCAUCCAGGCGCGUGGUGGUUGGCUUCCACUCGCUGGCCGCAGGCUGCGGAGAAGGGCAUGCGGCAGAGAAGACGACGAGCUCCUACCAGCGCAGCCUGCGUCAGCUCCUCUUGGAGAACAGAGUGGUAAGCCGGAGAUGCCGCCUGUGGGCCCUUGCGAGGCUUCCAUGGAACCUUACUCGGCUUUUCUUCUCUUCAGAAUGUUUACCUGAGCGGCCAGUGCUGUGGCGGUGAUCGUCCCCCUCAAUCGGGUCUCUCGUUCAUCCAUAGCUGCGGUUCCCACAGCCCAUACAGGUCAACCCCUCGCGCUGAAAUUUCUCCAUAAGUCGCGUUUCUGAAUGCUCUCUUCUUCUUCUUCAGAGGAACUGGCGACGGUUUUCAUCUCCAUGGGUUCAGCCCGUUGAAAAUCGUGAGUCAACCCGCCACUCAUGGCAGAAAUACAUGUAUAUUUUUUUCUCUUGUGAUUCUGCCCCUCUCAUGGUCGGCGGGGAUGGGUUUCUGUGGCCAGGAAUCCUACUUCAUCGACUCAAACGGCGAUAUAACUUCCAGAUCCAGAGUUCACCAGUGGGGAAGGGAGGUCGCGUGA
Messenger RNA from Spirodela intermedia, 3231 nucleotides. The record is from the annotation of a GenBank genome assembly. Lineage: Eukaryota; Viridiplantae; Streptophyta; Magnoliopsida; Alismatales; Araceae.